This is a messenger RNA of Harmonia axyridis, 986 nucleotides long. Its product is annotated as methylosome subunit pICln. Gene Ontology annotation, cellular component: cytosol; methylosome; plasma membrane. Bases 137 to 817 code for a protein of 226 amino acids. The transcript has 5 exons. Gene Ontology annotation, biological process: spliceosomal snRNP assembly; mRNA cis splicing, via spliceosome; cell volume homeostasis. The record is from RefSeq and is a predicted model, not a curated record. NCBI's taxonomy places the organism in Eukaryota, Metazoa, Arthropoda, Insecta, Coleoptera, Coccinellidae.
AAUUGAAAAGGAAACUUGAUUCCCAUUUAUCGAGUUUUUUAUCAUAGUUUUCUAUGUUAUCUGUCAUUCUUGAUUAGCCGGCUGUUGGAAAAAUUUAUACAUAUCUAAAUUUUUUCGAAUUUGAGAAAUAAUAAAAAUGGUGAUAGUUACUUCGUUUCUUCAUCCUGAAUCGCCUAUUAGAUUUGCCGAAAGAAAUGUCCGUGCUUAUCUGGACAAAAAAGAUUUAGGAUAUGGUAUCUUAUACAUAAGUGAAAGGACUCUUAGUUGGCAAUCAAGAGAUGAUAAAGGUUUCAAAAUAGAUUAUCAAGACAUUUCUUUACAUGCAACUUCCAAAGAUCCUACAAUUCAUACACAAGAAUGUGUUUAUUUAUUACUCGAUAACUGCUUGUCUUUACCAGGUCUUGAGCAAGGUACAGAAAGAAACGAAGAAGCUGAAAAUAGUAGUGAUGAUGAAAAAUCAGAAGCCAAUGUGUCAGAGCUUUUAUUCAUACCAGAAACUAAUGCAUCUAUAAUGGCUAUAUACGAAGCCAUUUCAGUAUGUCAAGCACUCAAUCCUGAUCCACAAGAUGUAGAAGAUGAGGAUGAGGAUCACCUGUACGAAGAUGCUAAUGAAGAUCAUCUUUACGAGGAUGCUGAUGAAGAUAUGGAAGAAUUUCAUGAAACAGAAGAAGGAGAUAUUCAAGCUGGAGGAGAUGCAGCCGUGGACAAUCUAGCACGUAAUUUAGGACAGAAUAACAUAAACGAUGGAAACUCCCAUACACACUGUCAUAAUGGAAAUGGAGAUAUAGAUGAUGAAGAGUUUGAAGAUGCUGAUUGAAGAUCCUUUGUAUUUGUUCGUUAAGACUCAUCCAAUUUUUGUACUGUAUUAUACUUGUUUUAUAAGUUUUUAUAGCAUUACUUGAUUCAAAAUAUAGACAGACCAUUGUAAUAAUUAUUCAUAUACUUGAAAAUGUAUUAGCAUAUAUAAUAAAUUCAAUGGUUCUUCA